This is a messenger RNA of Lepus europaeus (European hare), 720 nucleotides long. RefSeq names its product ras-like protein family member 11A. NCBI's taxonomy places the organism in Eukaryota, Metazoa, Chordata, Mammalia, Lagomorpha, Leporidae. The coding region runs from base 7 to 720 and encodes 237 amino acids. Gene Ontology annotation, molecular function: GTP binding; GTPase activity. The record is from RefSeq and is a predicted model, not a curated record. The transcript has a single exon.
CCCAACAUGUCCGGGCACUUUCUGCUCGCUCCCAUUCCCGAGUCCUCAACGGACUGCUUCCUGCCCAAGGACAUCAAACUGGCUGUGCUGGGUGCCGGCCUCGUGGGAAAGAGUGCAAUGAUCGUGCGCUUCCUGACCAAGAGAUUCCUUGGCGACUACGAACCGAAUACAGGCAAGCUGUAUUCACGACUCGUCUAUGUGGAGGGGGACCAAUUAUCCCUGCAGAUCCAGGACACUCCUGGGGGCAUCCAGGCGCAGGAUGGCCUCAGCCAGGCGGUGGAUUCCCUGUCCAAAUGUGUGCAGUGGGCCGAGGGCUUUCUUCUGGUCUAUUCCAUCACAGACUACGACAGCUACCAGGCCAUGCGGCCCCUGUGCCAACUCAUCCGGAAGGUCCACCCUGACUCCAAAGCCCCCGUCGUCACUGUGGGCAAUAGGGGCGACCUCCAGCAUGCUCGGCAGGUGCAAACGCAGAAUGGCGUUCCGCUCGCCAGCGAGCUGGGCAGCCUGUUCCUUGAGAUCUCCACCAGCGAGAACUACGAAGACGUCUGUGACGUGUUUCAGCACCUGUGCAAGGAAGUGAGCAGAGCGCACAGCCCGGCCGGGGAGCGGCGGAGGGCCUCCGUCAUCCCCCGGCCCGGCUCGCCCAAUGUGCAGGACCCGAAACAGCGCUUCAAGCAGGCUCUGUCUUCCAAAGUCAAGGCUGCCUCUGCGCUGGGGUGA